UUCUAGCAAGAAUAUUUGAAGAAAAGAAAGGGGGAAUAAAUCAAGUUUGUUGCAUGUUUCUAUCUAGUGGAAUCUCUGAAAGAUUGAAGGUUGUUCCGGAUGUGGAAACAAAAAUAAAUGCUUGAAGAUUGAAGUUGAAUUGAAAAUAUUAGCUUUUGCGGUGUAUUUCGACUCAGACGUGGCUGAAGACAAUUUUAACCAACUCUCGUUGGACCUCGCGAGAUGCUGAGCAUAAGCUGCAGUCUCUCAGCCCCCUCCUUGUGGAAAAUUCCUAGAUGGAAAACCCAAAAAUUGUGUUAGCCGAGGCUCGAACCUACAACCUUAGGAGAAAACCACCGGGGGCCCACAUAUUUUCCCUUAUUUAAUAUAUAUUUUCCCUUUUGAAAACAAAAAACCUUCACAAGCUCCAAAUCCCUGUCUUUUUUCUCUCUAUCUGUGUGUGUGUAAAAAACUAAAAAUAGAUAUAAAUCAAGGGUAACAAGUCCAAUUGUUGCUCCAAAUUAUUAAUUAAUAAAAUAAAAUAAUAAUCAUGAAAUUAAUUAUGCUUUUACUUAAUUAGUAAUAAUAAUUAACGUUGUACGGCUAUAAAUAAAUUUGUACAUAAAGGAGAGAGGAAUGGACGGCGGUGGUCGCGGUGGCGUGUACAAUCCGAGAACCGUUGAAGAAGUUUAUAGGGAUUACCAAGGCCGUCGUAACGGAUUGAUUAAAGCCCUAACUACCGAUGUUGGGCGAUUUUUUCGCCAGUGCGAUCCAAAUAAAGAAAACCUUUGCCUAUAUGGAUUCCCUAGCGAGAAGUGGGAAGUUAACUUACCAGCAGAAGAGGUGCCCCCGGAGCUCCCAGAACCUGCCUUAGGUAUUAAUUUCGCCCGAGAUGGGAUGCCCGAAAGCGACUGGCUGUCUCUGGUUGCUGUCCACUGUGAUGCUUGGUUACUUUCCGUUGCGUAUUUCUUUGGUGCAAGAUUUGGUUUUGACAAAUCAGAUAGGAAACGUCUCUUUAGUAUGAUAAAUGAUCUUCCAACAGUCUACGAGGUUGUGGUUGGACAUAACAAUAAACAGACAGUGGCCAAGUCCUCAAUUUCUAAUCACAGCAGUACUAAAUCCAAGUCCAACGCCCAAGGGAGGGGAUCUGAACCCCUGCUGAAAUAUGCAAAGCUACAAGCAAAAGACGAAGAGGACGAAUUGGAAGAAGAGGAUGAAGACGGGGAGGAUGAUGAUGAAGAGGAUGAGCAUGGGGAUACUUUGUGCGGUGCGUGCGGAGAGAACUAUGCCUCUGAUGAAUUCUGGAUCUGCUGUGAUAUUUGUGAGAGGUGGUUCCAUGGGAAGUGCGUGAAGAUCACUCCUGCUAAAGCCGAGCACAUCAAGCAGUACAAGUGUCCUUCAUGUAGCAGCAACAAGAGACGCCCAUAAUAUUUUAGGCUCCUAAGUGGUUCUGAGCUAACUGCUAGAUCUGUUGCCUUAUUUGCCUUGCCAUGCAACAACCAUCUGUUCUUUAUUAACCAUGCCUUUCUCACUAGUGAGUAGUUUCUUGAUAUGAUUCUGAGUCUGUUCACUUGUGCGGUUCGUCUAGUAUAAUCUUUCUAGUAGUUGGACUUGUUGAGACUUAAAUGUAGAGCUUUUUACUUAGGUAUCAAACCCGUGGUGCUGGUAAUCUUGGUAUCAAACCCGUGGUGCUGCAUUCUUGAUAAUCUGGAUGGUUAGGUGUAUCUUAAAGAAUGAUAAGUGCUGGCAAUGUACAUUAUUUGGGGUCGUAUUUGUAUCUAGUUUCAUAUUGAACUCACCAGGGGGCCACGUGGAUUACGUUGUGGUCUAAAGCUACAAUCACUUAUUUUUGCCACCA
Messenger RNA from Erigeron canadensis, 1837 nucleotides. RefSeq names its product PHD finger protein ALFIN-LIKE 4-like. NCBI's taxonomy places the organism in Eukaryota, Viridiplantae, Streptophyta, Magnoliopsida, Asterales, Asteraceae. The transcript has 7 exons. The record is from RefSeq and is a predicted model, not a curated record. Gene Ontology annotation, cellular component: nucleus. Gene Ontology annotation, biological process: regulation of DNA-templated transcription. The coding region runs from base 616 to 1407 and encodes 263 amino acids. Gene Ontology annotation, molecular function: transcription cis-regulatory region binding; transcription coregulator activity; histone binding.